AUGGUUUUUCGUUUAUUGGGUCAAGGGGUGAAAUGGUAUCACAAGAAAUUAUCUGCUAACCCCCUUAGAACCCAGCUAAUUACUGGCACUUUACUGACCUCCAGUGGAGAUGUAAUUUGCCAGUUGGCAGUUGAAAAGAAGGAUGUUUUUGGCGAUUACGAUUGGGUUCGAUCUUGUCGGAUGGGUUUGUUCUCCAUGACAGUUUGGGUCCCUGUUGGUUAUUACUGGUUUGGCUACGCUGCUAAGGCUUUUCCUGGUGCUGGGUGGAAUUUGGUGAAAAAGGUCGCGAUCGACCAACUAGUUGUCAUCCCUUGUCUUUUGAUUAACUUCCUUACAUUUAACGAGCUUCUUCAAGGGCAUUCUAUGGACGCGCUAAAAAAGCGCGUAAACGACGAUUAUUUUAACAUCUUGCAAAAAAACUGGUCGAUUUGGACCCAAGUUCAAAUUAUCAACUUCUACCUCAUUCCCUUACUGUACCAAGUUAUUUUUACAGAAGAAGUGGAGCCAGAACUCCCGCCAAGCAUUCAUGAUAAACUUGGUCGAUUACAGAGACAUGCUACAGAUCAUAUAAUUGAAGUUCCUCCUGUAUCAAGAGGUCGGCAGCAAUUCGCAUCAGAGUUCUCAGAAAAAACUGGAAGUGAAAUGAAUCUUACGCCGCUAGCUCUGAAACACGAGAUCGACCAUUGCAGAAAACUUAUCGACGAAAUCGCCUGCGCAUUCAAAGCAGCAAAGACUCCUAGAGCAAAGAACGAAGUAAAGGCCUGGGCAGCAAAGCUUUUGGAACAUAUCAGAGCGAAGCUGAGCCAAUGCCAAACUUCUGAUAGUGGUCCAAGCUCUGGGUCAAGCGGAGGGAAAAACUUUCAACUUGAGUCGGAGAAUAUUUUGUUGCUUGCUGAGCGGGAACUAAAAAAAAUGAUCGAUGCAAAAGCGAGCUGCGGGGCUCUUUGGGCCGGCGCUUGGAAUCCCCUAAAUAAAAAUGGUCUUGUGACAGUUCUCAGCGGGCGAACAUUCCUUCACUGUUCAUGGAACAGCUCGGGAAGUGAAUGUCUCGUCUCGGAUAGCAGGGGAGAUAUCCUCCAUUUGAACGUCAAAACGAACCGCUGGAAGGUGAUAACAACGCUGAAACCUAGCCCUUGCUCGAUCGAAUUCGCGCUGAAACGACGGGAUGAGUUUCUAGUCGGGCUGACCGACAGUCAAGUAAAAUGUAUGAAUACGAAGGGCGAGCUUGUCUCGAUCAUGGGCGGCCACGAGUCAGUUGUCAACCAGAUUCGCGUCUCUCCAGAUGGAACACAUGCAAUCACGAUUUCCAGCGAGAAAGCACAAAUGUGGAACUUAUCGACCUUUGAGCACUUGCGAACGCUAGCUGUCAAGCCAGACUGCCCUAUGGUUGACAUCAGAUUCCUUGACUCCGAUCUUACUUCGCUUACUGCCUUUGCUGAUUCAUCCCUUUUUGUCUGGAAAGGCACCACAUGCCAGUUUCAAAUGACAACGCCCAAAGACGUCCGUUUCCGAAUCAAUAAGGUUGUGUACUCAAAAGAGGCUCAGAAGAUCUACUCUGCUGGGAAAGGCGAGUUCAUACACGUCUUCUGUCUCAAAGCUCGAAAGAUCAUCUCCAUUAUGCAAAUUUCGGGCAUUCGACAAGUGAAAGAUCUGGCUGUUGUCCAUGGAAUGCCCGAGCAUUUAUUCGUCCUUUGCGACAAUCAAGUCAAACUAAUGAAUGUCACAGAGUGCAAUAUUGAAACAACGUUGAAUCCAGCAAACGAGCCAUGUUUCAAGAUGUCAACUGGAGGCGAAUGCGAUUUGAAGACGGAAACUAUCUCAAAUGCUUCUCGAAAAGGAAUGAAGCAUUUGCCUAAAGCACAAAUCUCCACGGGCCGAAUCAAUACAAACCCAGAGCUUGCUGCAGAAGACCUUGACAAGGAUAAACUCAGAGCUGUACUCAAUGGUUUCGGAGAGUUCCCAACUGCGUACAGAUUCCUCAUCUGGCGAAAGCUCCUCAGAAUACCAGGAAAUAACUCCGCAUAUGAGAGCCUUCUCUCAAGAGGUCAACACCCGGCGAUGAAGGACUUUGACCAGAAGUACCCGAUCAAAUCCAACAGAAUCGCAAGAGCAAUGGACAAGUGCUUGAAUUGUAUUGGGCACUGGAACUCGAUCUUUCUUGAGCUGGAUUAUGUCCCAGUCCUUGUGUUUCCAUUUGUCAAGCUCUUUCAAAACUCUGGACUUCACUGCUUCGAAAUCGUAGCUACAGUACUUUUCAAUUACUGCCGGGACUGGUUUUCCUUCUAUCCGAAUCCGCCCAUCCCGAUUCUAGCGGCCAUUGAAAAUGUUAUUGCCGAAGCCGAUCCGCGACUAAUUCGCCAUCUGACAGCUCACGAAAUUACUUCUCAAGUCUAUGCUUGGCCACUAAUGUACACCUUGUUUUCGGAAGUGUUGCCCAAAAACGAUUGGCUGGCGCUCUUCGACAACAUCAUCUUCAACCACCCGAGCUUCUUCCUUUACUGUGUCGCGGGAUACGUCAUCUCCGCCCGUGGUCCUCUUCUCUCCAUGAAGUCGCUUGAAGACUUUCAAUUUUUCUUCCACCACAGAAAUUCUAUCCAAGCGAGUCAGAUUGUCGGCAACGCUAAGAAACUGAUGAAAAGCACGUCAAAAAAUUUGGAUCUACGUCGGCUAGUCAAGAAACUUGAACCUCUCACUGUUGGGCACUAUCCAGUGCUCAAUCAAUAUCCGAAAUUUGUUGUUGACUACCGUAAGCGCGAGACAGACAAAAUACGAAAGCGAGAGAUCGAAAUGGCGAAAGAUAGAAGCUAUCAUUUGGAGAGAUCCGUUCUUUUAGGCGGUACUGCAAUCGGCAUCAAAGAAAACGGAGAUGUUUCGCGGCUUGACUUCACCCGUAGCCGCGCAGAGUCGGCUGAACUAUCCAAAGGCGUAGAAGACGCCAGUCGCGCGCGUAAAAUUUUACUAGCCUCGUUUGCAUCAUAA
This is a messenger RNA of Oikopleura dioica, 2979 nucleotides long. Lineage: Eukaryota; Metazoa; Chordata; Appendicularia; Copelata; Oikopleuridae. The record is from the annotation of a GenBank genome assembly.